CGAUUUCAAACGAAGUAAUAAAACAACGGGACAUGUAAAUAAUUAUAAACAUUUUUGGUAAAGUUUUGUACAUGUUAAGUUCACCUUAAUCUGAAAAUCAAAAAAAAAAAUUGCGUAUUUUGCUGAUAAAAUUGGUGUAUUAUAAUGUUUAUAUAUGUAAAUAGUUUGUAAAUAGGAGAAUUUUAUUAUGAGUAAGAUUUAUGUUACGAAAAAGCCCUAUUUUGUAAUGACCUUCGGAGCAUGCAUGUUACAAGUUUAAAGAAUUAAAAUGUUUGAAUGAAGAAUUACAAUUUAAUAAAAAUAAACAAAUAUUGAAAUCAGAAUGAAUAAUCGGCCAACUACAAAUUCUAUCCGACGUGAUAGAUCUUUUGACAGUGUCCUCAACAAAAUAUUACGUAUGAAAUCGGAUAAUAAUGAAUCUUUUAAAGCUGCUCUAUACAAUUUUUUAAUCGCAUUGGGUAUAAGUGCUUUCGUAGUAGUUUGCUUUAUUUUAGGUCCAUUUGUAAGACCUUUAAUAUGGGCAUUUUUAAUAGGUGCCUUUCUUUUUCCUUUCAAAAGAAAACUGGCAUCGCUAUUACAUGAAUGGUUUGAAGGUUUGGAAGAAAAUGAUACAAAUAUUUUCGUAGCUAUUUCAUUUGCUCCUAUUCAAACUAUGGAAUAUUCGGGGCGAUUAUUAGUUAAUUGGUUAAAAAAACAUUGGCAAAUUUUAACAGCAGGUUUAUUAUUUGUAAUGUUUACAAAAAUAUUUUUUUUGUAUGCUCCUAUGAAUCUCUUUUGUUGGAUAUGGAGAAUGAUAAUUUACAGUCAUUCGAUUUUCUCAGGUUUAAUUAACUUUUUAUCAAUUUACCAAGUCAUAUUGUUAGUUUCCUUGUAUGUUUCCACUGUAAUAUUUUUCUGGUCAUCAAAAAACGCAACAUAUUUUAGCAUUAUAGGGCAAUUAAUUUGGAUUAUACUUAUUGGUUAUAUUUGUAGUUUUUUGGGUGCUUUACAAGUUCCCGUUUUUCUAUUUCUAAUGUUAUAUUGUGCAAUUUCCAUAAUCUACUACAUACAAAAACCAGAAUCCCAAGAUUCUGAAAAACCAUACGUCCAAACUACUGGCGGCAUGAGACAACGGUUUAUGACGCUAUUAGAUAAAAAUAUAUUUAAAUACUCCAUAGAAAAAGUAUAUUUAACCCCAAGUGAACCAACUACUGAAGAAAAUUCAUUGAGUGAAAGUUUAUUAACAAGUACUGAAGAGGAUAAAACAGAACAUAUAAGUGAUUAUUAUUUUAAAUAUCUUUUUUAUGCGUGUUUAUUUACAUUCAUGUACCGCAAUAUUUGGAUGUAUUUGUUGGUGGUUAUUCCAAUAGCUGUGCAUUUAUUUUACCACAUCGGAGCAGCAUCUGGACUUUGGGAUUUUUGCAGAAUAAACAUAGAAUUUUUGUGGAAAAGUGUAAAGGAGUGGAGUCUUGAGCAUCAUAGUGCGGUGUUACCACUUUGUUUACCCGGUUUGUUAGAAUUGAAUUAUAAGAUACAAACAUUAAUUAGAAGUUACUUGAGAUCAUCCGUCGAUUUAGUGACAUCAAUUAUUAUGAUAGUUUUAAUGAUACUAUUAUUAAUUUUUGUUAGCGUUUUCUUUUGUAUUAACAUAUAUUCUGAAACAAUCGAAGUGGCAUAUUUGGGAAAAGAUUUAAUCAAUAAAACUAUAACCAAUAGACCAGAUUUAAUAGAUGUUUUGCCAGAAAAUAUUCAAGACUCUAUUGAUGAUGCUCUAGAUAAUGCACAUACAUAUGGCAGGCGGAGGAUUGAACAAUACAUAAACGAUUUGUUAAAAGACGCAGAUGCGGUACAUGCCGAAAAAUUGAAAAAUCAAAUUUUAAGUGUUUGGGAUCGAUUAAUUCAAUAUUGGUUUGAUUUUAAUAAAACUGAAACUUUCGGUCCAAGAGUACCUAGCGACGCUUUAAAAAUUACGUUUGAAGAAAUAGUAGAUAAUCCAGGCUAUUUUAAAGAGCUAGUUUCAGUGGCUAAACAGGGUAUUCUUGGAUGGGCGAAAAGCAAUACAAAUACAAUACUGGAAGUAGCCGAAUCCAUUUGGCAUAUUGUUCGAACAAAUAUUUCCAUGAUAAUGGCUGUGACUGGUGGAAUAUUUUCAAUCUUACUUUCGGGAGGACAAGCUUUUGUUGAAUUUCUUUUAGAUAUGAUUGUAUUUUUCACUGCAUUGUUUUAUUUAUUAAGCACAAGUGGUAAAAAAUACGCACCUUUACAAAUAGGAAAUUAUUUUGGUAUAUCAUCGGGAUCUAAAAUAGCAGACGCAUUAGAGAAUUCCAUAUCUGGUGUACUUAUAGCACUAUUAAAAUGCUCGGUAUUUCAAGGAAUGUUCACUUGGCUUAUACAUACCAUAUUUGGUGCAAGAAUAGUGUUUUUGCCAUCUGCUUUAGCUGCUAUUUUAUCAGCAGCUCCGUUCUUGGGAAGUUAUUGGUGUGGUUUACCAGCAUUUUUGGAACUUUGGUUAGCUCAAGAUAGAUUUUAUGCAGGAGUUUUAUUAAUGGCAUUAUUGUUUUUCGUUCCGCCAUACCUAGAACAAGAAGUCCAUUCUGAAAUAAAGGGGGGAGGACAUCCAUAUUUAACGGGUUUGGCAAUUGCUGGUGGAAUGUAUUGGAUGGGAUGGCAAGGAGCAAUAUUUGGACCCUUAAUGCUAUGCUUAUUCAUUGGAAUAUUUGAAGUUACAUCAGUUACCCUAAGACUCGAAGAAGAUAAAUCAUUAUCUGAAGAAGAGAGUAAAGUAAAAUUGUCAGCAAAAAUUGUUACAAAUGCGGAAGAUGGUGAUUAUGUUGAGAAGAAAGAAAAUGAAGAAAUUGACCCAAAAGCACCAAUUCGUGUUAUGUUAGUAAGAAAAACAGUUUCUACUGUUUUACCAAAUAAUCCAAUUCCGUGGAGUGCAGUUUCUGGUCAUCUUGAAUCAGUUGCAGAGACUCCAAAUAAAAGUGUUUAAAAAUAUUUAUUAUAUAAAUAAUUUUUUUGAUCGAUUAAUUCAUAGUUAACUGCCUAUUUCUCAGCAAUAUUAUUUUAAUCUGAGAAAUCAUUCAUUUGAAUAAAUGAAUUAUCAAUUUUAAGUUAAUGAUCGAGGAAAAUUAUUUUGGAAGUGUGACUUAUAUGUUCGAUAAACAAUGCAAUUUUACGUUGGCCUAAUUUGAAUAUAAAUUUAUAUUUUAAAAAUAAUAUUGUUUUUAGUUUUUUAAAUAUCAUAUUUUAUAUUUUUGUACACAUAUAUGCAUACAUAAAUACAUACAUA
Molecule: messenger RNA, 3271 nt
Organism: Condylostylus longicornis
Lineage: Eukaryota; Metazoa; Arthropoda; Insecta; Diptera; Dolichopodidae
Product: transmembrane protein 245
Exons: 10
Coding region: 323-2971 (882 amino acids)
Source: RefSeq, a predicted model, not a curated record